GUAGCGCGGCUCUUUGGGCAACUUGUGCCCUCACCAGUCCCCCCGGCCAGUCAUUGGAGAUCGCGCGGCGCCGCGUGUUCAUGCUUGGCCGGGCUGAUGCUGCCAGAGGAUAUGCGAAUGGGCAGUUUUAGUCAGUCCGGACGGACAGGCCAAUCAAACCCCGGUCUCCCUUCUCCACUUACUCACUCGUCGCUGAUUGGUCCACCUGCGUCCGUCAGAGGCAAGCGAGCCGGCAAACCUGCAGGCAGACAGACCGGCCUGACAGUCAAACCGUCUCUAGUCGGCAUCAAGACACUCUUGAGGUGGAUAUGGAAAGAGAGAGAGAAAGAGAGAGAAAGAGAGAGAGAGACGCGUGUUUGGACGACGGCGAGACCGCCAGACUCGGCCUCCCGUUAUCCUCGUGCCGGUGUGUCACACGCCAUUUCACACUGCCCACCCCCUGCCCCACGAUCCACUCACACACACGCACACACACAGGCACAGGCAGACAGACACAGGCCGAGAGACCGGCACAAGCUGAGAGGGCACAAAUGCACGCGGCGGCAAGCGGAGCGUUCGGUUCGCAGCACUCGCCUCCUCGUCACUCGUCGACACCGCCUUCUCGUGACCCUCUUUCACCACCGGCCCUCGGUCCACUCGCCUCCGCUCCCCUCUCCCCCCCUCGCCUCCGACUCCGGCUUCGGCCCGCUUCUCACCGCCGGCCGACGCCCGCUGCGUCUUGACCCGCCUCGACGCCGACCGACCGCCAAUCCGUCGGCUUCACACCUUCCGGUGGACGUAAUCAACUGUCUUGUCUUGUCCGCGCCUGCACACAUCUCGGCCGGCCGGUUCUCUCCGUCUCUAACAGGCCCGUCUAGACCCUGUCCGGCACACACACACAAACACACACACAAACACAGACACAUUGCGCGACGACGCGUGAGCAUGCCGAGCACCAGCCUCAUGCAUCGGCCCACGGCGCAGCCGACCUCCAAGUCGAGCCUGGCCUCGGGCGCGCCCAACUCCACUCUCCUCCUCUUGCCCGACACACACGCACAGCCGACCUCCGUCACCGCCACCGCCCACCCAGCGGCUGGAAGAGGCACCGGCGAAGCAGCCGUUACCGGCUCCGGGCAGGCGCCCAAUCGGCGUCGUCAUCGUCACCAACAUCAACACCCUCAUCAGCAACGUGGACAUCGUUGUCAGGGCGUGUCGACGAAGAGGGAUCGCGUCGUCAAGUCGGCCGAGUUGUGUCUGUCUCCGGUUGACGACGAGGCGCGACUGGCGCCGGGUGAGCGGCCGGAGGGGACGAGAAAGGGUGACAGUCUUGUGCAUGUGUUGCGCUGUUCGCGGUGUGCCUUCGAGUCGAUCGACAAGCGCCGUUUCGACGUGCAUCUGCCCUGCGUGGGACCGGGCGGCGUCGACUUCUACCGU
This is a messenger RNA of Protopolystoma xenopodis, 1413 nucleotides long. The record is from the annotation of a GenBank genome assembly. Lineage: Eukaryota; Metazoa; Platyhelminthes; Monogenea; Polystomatidea; Polystomatidae.